AUGCGCCAGGUCCCGGCCGGGUCGCGCCGCUCUCGGGCCGCGGGUUCGAGUCCCGGCCCGGCCCUGGCGCCGCUCCCGGUACCGGUACCGGGGCCGGGCCGGUUCCGGUGGCUCCCGCCGCGCUCCCUGCGCCCGGCCCGGCCGCUGCUGCCGCUGCUCGCCGUGCUGGCGGCCUCCACCGUGCUGUUCCUCGCUUGGCCCGGAGGGGAACGCGGAACCGGCAGAACCGGCGGAACCGGCGGAACCGGCGGCGCGGACGGUCCCGAGCCGCUCCCCGAGCCCGCCCUGCGGAGCCUCCUGGCCCGGCUGGACCCCGCCCGCCUCUGGGGGUCGCUGCUGCGGCCGCUGCUGCACGAGAGGGUCCCGGGGGGGCCGGGCAGCCGCGCGGCCAGGGAGCACAUCCUGUCCCACCUGCGCUCGCUGGGCGCGGCGUGGCACCUGGAGCUGGACACGUUCACGGCCCGGACGCCGCGGGGACCGGUCACCUUCAGCAGCGUGGUGGCCACGGCGGCGCCGGGGGACGCGCGGCGCCUGGCGCUGGCGUGUCACUACGACACCAAGGUGCUCGGGGACACCGCGGGGGACAGCGGGGACUUCGUGGGCGCCACCGACGCCGCCGUGCCCUGCGCGCUCCUGCUGGAGGUGGCGGCGGCGCUGGACGCGCACCUGAGGGACAGGGAGCGGCAGGCCCCGCCCCUGACGCUGCAGCUGCUAUUCCUGGACGGGGAGGAGGCGUUCGAGGCCUGGAGCGACAGCGACUCCCUCUACGGGGCGCGGCACCUGGCGGCCAAGAUGGCGGCGCGGGGGCACCCCGCGGGGUCAGAGGUCACCGCCAUGAGCCUGUUUGUGCUGCUGGACCUGCUGGGCGCCCCCGGCCCCGCCAUCCACAGCCACUUCCCCCAGACCCAGCGCUGGUUCUUGCGGCUCCACGCCAUCGAGCAGCGUCUCCGCGCUCUCCGGCUCCUCCGCGCCGCCCCCCCGGCCCCGCCCUUCUUCCGCCUCAGCCCCGCCCCCGGGCCCGUGGAGGACGAUCACGUGCCAUUCCUGCGCCGAGGUGUCCCCGUGCUCCACGUGAUCCCGACGCCGUUCCCGCGGGUCUGGCACAGCCUUGGGGACACCGAGCAGAGCCUGGACAGGGACACGGUGACCGACCUGGCGCGGAUCCUGCUGGUCUUUGUGGCAGAGUUCCUACAGAUCUGAACCCAAAAUCACCAAAAAUAAACCCAA
This is a messenger RNA of Catharus ustulatus (Swainson's thrush), 1227 nucleotides long. RefSeq names its product glutaminyl-peptide cyclotransferase-like protein. The record is from RefSeq and is a predicted model, not a curated record. Lineage: Eukaryota; Metazoa; Chordata; Aves; Passeriformes; Turdidae. The coding region runs from base 1 to 1200 and encodes 399 amino acids. The transcript has 7 exons. Gene Ontology annotation, molecular function: glutaminyl-peptide cyclotransferase activity; zinc ion binding.